Molecule: messenger RNA, 746 nt
Organism: Guillardia theta CCMP2712
Lineage: Eukaryota; Cryptophyceae; Pyrenomonadales; Geminigeraceae
Exons: 1
Source: RefSeq, a predicted model, not a curated record
CCAUGGUCAGGGAAGAUGAGAGGAGGAGGAGGAGGGGAAGAGAAGCGGGCUAGAGGAGGAAGAGGGAGAGGGAGAGAGCACAGAGAACAGAGAAGAGAGAACAGAGAAGAGAGCAGGAAGUAGCUGAGUCAAGUCUGAAACUGUAGACCUGAAGUGCAAACCUGCAAGUCUCCCUUGUGUUGCAUUCUUUGCGCUAAGAUUGCACGAUGCAACUGCGAGACAUCUCAGUUCGAAUAUCGUUGGGUAUUUUUCUCGCCAGCCUUCAUUUGUGCUCUUGUCAAACUUCGCCAUGGUUUAACGCUUCAGAAACUGUCGCAUACCUUGCAAGAGAUUGGAAGGGCUCGGGGUAUGCAGACGGCAGUACAACAGGAGCAAGCUAUCUAUACUCACCUUUGUCCAGUGGCUCCUGCCUUCCUCAACCUGGCUGGCCUUCGCCUUGCCCGGUAGAUCAGAUCGACUUGAUCUUACUCGACCCAGCGCAAUAUGUGGGGACGGAACAAGUGAAGAUGAACUUGACUUUGAGGUUCCACGGAGACGUGUUUCAGAGCUCACCGGGGGCAGACAACUACUACGGUAUGCCAGAUGGUUGUGCGUAUGAGCGAAACCAUACUGUCCAUGCAGACUUUAACGUUUCAGAUGGAACUGUAAUCAUGACUAUUCAGAAAACAACAAGUGACUAUAUCGCUUGCGCUCUCAACUUCGGGACCUCUUACUCACAGCAUAAAUCGUGGAACGAUAACUCAAAG